Molecule: messenger RNA, 2285 nt
Organism: Oncorhynchus tshawytscha (Chinook salmon)
Lineage: Eukaryota; Metazoa; Chordata; Actinopteri; Salmoniformes; Salmonidae
Product: tumor necrosis factor receptor superfamily member 1A
Exons: 10
Coding region: 186-1379 (397 amino acids)
Biological process (GO): innate immune response; inflammatory response; signal transduction
Cellular component (GO): membrane raft; signaling receptor complex; mitochondrion
Molecular function (GO): tumor necrosis factor binding; tumor necrosis factor receptor activity
Source: RefSeq, a predicted model, not a curated record
UCUAGAACUCGCGAUUUAACACCCGGGCGUCUCUUGGGAGAUUGGAAUGUAUUUCUUAAACUUUUACUAAAAAUAGAUUUUAAUUUUGGAGACUCAACUGCAUCACUAUUUGUCAUGUAGGAGCGGUUUUGAUCAAGGUGUUGUUCUUUUAAAGAUGGUGUUAGUGAGAAGAGUGGUGUGAAAGAAUGGAUGUCUUGAGAGGGAAAUGGAAGGAAAAAUGCAUUCUGAACGUUUGCGCUCUGCUCGUAGUGUGCUGGUCAGUAGACCCCUCCCUCUCGGCACCACCACCUCCUGAUAGGACCCGGGAGUUGCAAUGCCUUGAGGGGAGUCAUUACCGCACUGCUAACGGGACAUGCUGUCGAAAGUGCCAUGAAGGGUUUAAGUUGAAGGAAGACUGCACUAAAGAGGGUGAGAGCAAAUGUGAACCCUGUAAAGAGGGCAGGACAUACCUAGAGAGGAGUAACUAUGCCAAGAACUGCCUCCGUUGUACACGCUGUGAUGUAGACAAUGAGGAAGAGGUGUCGCCAUGCAAGAAGAGUAGUAACACAGUGUGUCGCUGCAUUGAAGGCUUCUACAAAAAGAGAAUAGACUCAGUAACACGGGAGUGCCUCCGUUGCAAGACAUGUGGACCUGGAGAGAGAGAAACGCAACCAUGUACUCCAGAGAGCGAUACAGUGUGUGAAUGUAAGGACUUCCGAAACAAGAAAAACAACAGGAACUGUCUUCCAUGCCAAAAUUGUAGAUCAGCUGACUGUCAGCAGGAGUGUGCUUCAGGCACAGAUCCCACUCCCAAACCUAAAGACACUGGAUGGGGUGUUUGGUCUCACUACCUGUUGGCUGCGUUCGGCUGUGUUUGUGUGGUGCUGCUGGUGGUGAUGGGGAUCAUGGGCAUACUAGUGGUCCGACGGAAACUGAAGGGGUCAAGCUCCUUUCUCUCUGCUGAGAUCACCUCUCAGGGCUCCGAGAAGUCUACUCGGAGGCUGAUCCAAGAGGCCUCGGAGAACGUUCUCAACCAGAGUAUUCCAGUGUGUGAGCGUGAACAGGAGCUCCUCAGCAAGCUACCGGACUGUGUCCCCAAGGAGAUCAAGAUCUCUGAGUUGAUCUACUCGGUGUUGGACCAAGUCCCUCUGCGUCGUGUGAAGGAGCUGGUGCGUUCGCUGGGUGUGAGUGACAUAGUGAUAGAGAGGGCUGAGAAUGACCACCUCCGUGACACUAAGGAAGCCCAGUACCAGAUGCUGAGGGUCUGGGCUAAGGGAAGUGCUCAGGGAGGGGGAGGGGUGCUAGCACGCCCUCUACUGUACCACCUGCUGGAUAAGCUGAGAGACAUGGACCUGGGAGGGACUGCAGAGGAGCUGGAGACCAAGUAUGGAGAUCAGUAGAGGGAGAGCGAUGCAGACUGUAUAGACCAAGUAUGGAGAUCAGUAGAGGGAGAGAGAGAAGAUCAGACACACAGACUCAUCCCCUUGUCCCUGACCUCACUUGCGUAGACCUGAGCGAAUAGGAUUGGUACAGUGUAAGCAAUAUGGUAGUUGUUCCACCUGGUCCAGAUCUGAUAGACUAGGUGGAAGUGAUGCCAUGCUUUCACAAUAUUUCCUAAUGGCAGUGAGCCUGAUUAUUGAUUGCCAACUGUAACUUAUACUGUUCUCAUGUUUUUUUUGUUGCUCAUUCAAACCAAUGAGUGAGGAAUCGUAUGUUACAAAGCAGUUUUAGACAGUGUUGUUUGUAAAACAGGCAAACUUGUAAUGUGUCACACACAGGUAUGAGAACCACACUAAGAAUUUAGUUAAAUGUCAUGUUUAGAGUAAUACAGAUUUAACACCCAUCUAUAGUAUUACAGUUCUAUAUUACUGAGUAUUAGGUGGCGACAGGUAGCCAGUAACUGAAAGGUUGCUGGUUCGAAUCCCUGAGCUGAUAACGUGAUAAAAAUCUGUCUGUGCCCUUGAACAAGACACUUAACCAUAAUUUCUCCUGUGAAUCGCUCUGGAUAAGGAUGCCUAAAAUGUAAAUGUGAAAUGUAUUAUUUACUGGUGUUGCAGUGUAGUACUCAAGUAAAUAUUUAGAUAGGGAAGCUAAAAGCUAUACAGAUUCCUUCUGUCUCAAUCUUGCAUUAAUCAACCACAAACAUAUCAAAAGAUAUUAGCAUUAUAUGUCAUAUUUGAAGUCUUUGUAUUGGUUUGUAUAUGGUUAUUAAUACUGCAUAGGAGGAUGUUGUAUAUUUGAAUGGUUCUUUGAUAAGUUGCUGCUUGGGCGUGAAGAUAAAACUACUGUAGUUUUGCUGUCUUUUA